AUGCAGGGCAAACGACAGCGGCCCACGCAGGAUGGCGAGCAGGCGAGUGCGUCGCUGAAGCGGCAGUACGGUGUCGGUGCGACUCUGCUCGCCCGGAUGGGGUACAAAGCUGGCCAGGGACUCGGGAAGGACGGUGCGGGCAUUGACAGCCCUAUAGAGGUGCAAGCGAGGCCACAGGGUCAUGUUGGGUUGGGCCAGAUGAGUGGUCUGAUGGGCAGGGUCCGUGGGUCCCAGGAUGACGGGUGGGGGUCCCCCUCUGAGACGAGUUCCGAGUCAGAGUCCGAGACUGGUGAGGACUUGCCCAGAGGCAACGGUAGACCCGCUCUGCCCUCCCCAGUGACGUUUACCAGGACGGGGGCGACGACAUUGACUCCGCGAGAGAGGAAGUCCAUUGCGUCGCGUUUGAGGGCACUCCAAUUGGCGGAUGUUUCCGAGGUUAUAGAUCGUGUGAGCACUCUGGAGAGAGUCCCCAUGAGCAAGAAGAGGGAGUUGCUCGAGCUUGUGGACAGGUUGCAGGAGGCCCAGGCCCGUUUGGGUCUGCUGAAACGGCGAAUGCCCCUGCUAGCUGCAGAGGAGCAGUCCCUGGAGGACAAUCUGUCACAAAUCAGUUCUGCGAAAACACAACUGGACACGCUGGGACCGAGUUCCGAGUUUGAGGAGGUCACAACUGCAAUCGAUUCGAUUAUGCUGAUUGCGGACGAUGAGGUCGUUGACCUUUUGGUCUACAAACUUCUACACAAUUUGUUCCUGCCAACAGGCGAGGGGACAAUGGCAUCAUUGAAGCGAACUCGCAACCUGAUUCUGCCCCUGGUGGAACUUCUAACGUACAGGUUAGAGACAGUACCUGGAAGACUGAACAAAACACAGUCUGCAAUAUUCAAGAUUGUGUUCCCGCAGUUGGUGCCCCACUGGGAAGCUGUUGCUUUCUCCGAUACGCAGCAGGCGCUUACAGUUUGUUCACUUCUGGCAGAGUUUGACCACGUUUUGAAGUUCAUCGGUUGCUACGAAUACGUUUACGACCGCUACAUGGUGCCAAAAAUUGUGGCUGCCUUGGAGAGUUGGGACCCUAUGGAUCCCCAGAUGCAGCCGCAAUUUUGGUUACGAGAGAUCUAUGGACAAUUGCCCCCACGAGAUAUAUCGACUGUGCAAGAGAUUGUGCGUGCCAAGAUAACCGCGUAUUUUAGUGAGUGGUAUCACAGGGACCCUUUACCGGCUGAUGAAGUGUUCAAACUUGUCAGAGAUAUUCUACCGAAUGAUGAGUAUGACAAUAUAAGUCGAAAGCACCUUGUAAAGCAAUUGGUGAGUCAAGUGUGGGACAAGUAUUUUAAUUUGGCGUUAGAUGUCGAGGAGACCUAUAGGGAUCCAGACGCAGAGGCUUGCUCCCUUUACGCUGCAAUGAGGAUCCGAUCAUGCCGCAUUUUAUUGGCCCAGCAAGAUUACGAUCUGCUGGUCAAAGCGGUAUUCAAUGAAUUGAACAAGUUUGUGUUCGAUUGGAUAAACUUCCAAAGGGAUUGUAAAGACGAUGUCAAACUCUGGUUUAACUGGUUUAUCAACGAACUGUUUAGCAAGGAGUUGCCCUCUGUGGAGGAACUGGAACAGGUACGACGGUCGUACCGUGUGAUUGACUCCGGUGUUCCAGAUCAUGACGAAACCUUUGACGUUGGGGACGUACUCUCUGGAGUAGUCGAGGACGAGGAGAGCAACGGCACUGCCACGAAUGCAUAUACGGUAAGCAACAUCCCGCUAAGGAAAGUAACGGCGACUUUCAAAGAGGUCAUCGAGGAUUACUGUGAGCAACACGGGUACCUGUUGCAGAAGACUUCGAACCAAUUUGCGCAUCUCCCUUACGGAAGAAACAAUUCUGCGAUGGUGCCUGUAUUCCAAGUUCAGCGAGGGAGUCGCAAUGCAAGAAUUGCCAUCAAGGACGACAUCCUGUGGUUGGAGGACCCCCAUGGAAUAUUCAAACCUUUGUUCUUAUACGAAUUAGUUUUGUAG
Messenger RNA from Huiozyma naganishii CBS 8797, 1995 nucleotides. It is a transcript of the gene SPP382, whose product is annotated as mRNA splicing protein SPP382. The coding region runs from base 1 to 1995 and encodes 664 amino acids. The record is from RefSeq and is a predicted model, not a curated record. Gene Ontology annotation, biological process: spliceosomal complex disassembly. The transcript has a single exon. Gene Ontology annotation, cellular component: U2-type post-mRNA release spliceosomal complex. Lineage: Eukaryota; Fungi; Ascomycota; Saccharomycetes; Saccharomycetales; Saccharomycetaceae. Gene Ontology annotation, molecular function: nucleic acid binding.